This is a messenger RNA of Paramecium tetraurelia, 2111 nucleotides long. RefSeq lists its product as uncharacterized. Lineage: Eukaryota; Ciliophora; Oligohymenophorea; Peniculida; Parameciidae. Gene Ontology annotation, cellular component: cytoplasm. The transcript has 2 exons. Gene Ontology annotation, molecular function: dipeptidyl-peptidase activity; metalloexopeptidase activity. Gene Ontology annotation, biological process: proteolysis. The record is from RefSeq and is a predicted model, not a curated record.
AUGAAUCAAGCGCCAGUUAUUUAAGUAAACUCCCCAGUCACAUCCUUUUCCAGUCCAGGUUUCAAAGUAUUAAAUUAAAACGAAAAACAAUACGCCUAUCAUUUCGCUAGAGCCUCUUGGGAAGGAGCAAGAAUCUGCUAUUUCCAGAGAUCCUACGAGUCACCAGGCUUGUUUUACAUUUUCCAUAAGAUCUUUUCGACUGAAAAACCAUAAGCUGUGAAAUAGCGUUUAUCAUAGAGCGGAUGGAGUGAAGAAGAAGUUCAAUAGUUAUUUGCAUACAUUGCAGCUGUGUUCCAAAAUUGUGGCAACUUCAAAAGCUUUGGAGAUUCGAAAUUCAUACCUGAAAUUAGCUAGGAUAAGUUUGAACAAUUCAUUACAACAUCACCAGGAUAUUAAGUUGAUCAAGUUUGGGAGAAUGUUCGUAAAUAUAUCUAUAAUUAUGAUAAACCUUAUGGUUUGAUUGAUUUAUAGGAAAAGAAUGGUUCAAAUUCCUAUUAUAGCAAUAAUUUGAAAGGAGAAUUGUUGGAGGCUGUGGAUAAAUUCUUGAUUGCUCAAGGUGUUUCUGAAUUGAAUACAAGAGUUGUUAAAGUUGAAGAGGAAAUUCAUGUGUUAGUGGCUUCAGUGAACAAAGGCGAGAAGGAGCUAGGAGAAGUACAUAACCACAAGGUUAAACUGGUUUAUGGAGAUUUCUCUCCUUUCCUUAACAGUGUUGUGACUCAUCUGACAUAAGCAUUACAAUAUGCUGCAAAUGAUAAUCAAAAGAAUAUGAUAUAAGCUUACAUUGAGCAUUUCUAGACUGGAGACGUGGAAUUGCACAAAUCUUCAUAGAGACAUUGGAUCAAGGAUAAGGGACCUGUUAUUGAAACAAACAUUGGAUUUAUUGAAACCUACUUGGACCCACUUAAAGUUCGUGCUGAAUGGGAAGGCUUUGUAGCUGUAGUUAAUAAAGAAGAAAGUGCUCUCUUAAAUGAAUUGGUCAAUAAAGCUGAAGAUAUCAUUAAGUAUUUGCCUUGGCCAAAAGAAUUUGAAGUUGAUGUAUAUAAGAGACCUGACUUUACAUCACUAGAAGUUUUGGCAUUUGCAAGUUCAGGUACACCAUUAGGUAUCAACAUUCCUAAUUAUGAUGAUAUAAGACAAACUGAAGGAUUUAAGAAUGUUAAUUUAGGCAAUACAAUUGGAAAAUUAUCAAAAGAUGCUAUUAAAUUCUUAGAUGAAGCAGAUCAAGAGAUAUUUUAUAAAUAUUAAUCUGAAGCUGUUUUUUUGGUUGUUGCACUUCAUGAAUUGAUAGGUCAUGGUGCUGGUAAAGUGUUCAUGAAAGACAAGGAUGGCAACUUGAACUUCAAUCUUGAAAACACCAUUAAUCCAUUAACUAAUCAAAAGGUUGAUUCUUACUAUAAUCAUGGUGAAUAAUGGCAUUCCAAAUUUGGUGAAUUCUCUGGUGCCAUGGAAGAAUGUAAAGCUGAUGCUACUGCUUUGUAUUUAUCUACAUAUGAUGAUGUGGUUAAAUUGCUAUUACCAAAUCAAUCAGAGGAAGAAAGGAGAAACACUGUCUUUGCAGGCUGGCUAUUUGUUGUUCAUCGGGCUGUCUAAGGAUUGGAAUUCUAUAAUCCAGAAUAAAAGAAAUGGGGUUAAGCACACGUCUUAGCUAGAAAUGUUAUCUUGCAAUCUCUCAUUAGAGAAGAUCCAGACAUUAUCAAAAUCACAGAAACUCAAUUAAAUGGUAAACCAUAUAUCCACUUCAAAUUUGAUUAAUCCAAAUUAUACACAACAGGUAAGAAAGCCAUUUCUAAUUUAAUAUUACAUUUGUAAGUCUUUAAGUCCAUCGGAGCUGGCAAUUAAGGUGUUGAGUUCUUCAGUAAUUUGGCUGCUGUCAGCGACAAAUUCUUAAAUUAUAGAAAUAUUGUAAUCUAAAAUAAGUUCCCAAGAAGAUUAGAAAUUCAACCAAACUUAGUUUUAGAAGAGGGACAAGUUAACCUUAAAGAAUAUGAACCAACAUUAGCUGGAAUUAUUGAAUCCUAAGUUGAACAUCACUUAGACAAUAUCGAAACAACCAAAGAAUUAUUUUUAAAUGUAUAAAAGUUAUUCUAAAAUUGAGAUAUUCAUAAAAUAAA